AAUAGAUAUUUUGUUAAAAAGUAAAUAAAAUAAAAAAGUAUUAGAAGAUGAUAAAUAAUAAUAGUGUUGGGAUGACUGGUGUAAGUUUGUUGAUCUUAGUGGAAGUGAUCAGCUACCUAGGUACAAAUGCAGCUGGCCUUGAGUUUCCGUUUAAUCAGAACUAUAAUUCCCAUGAUGAUGAUGAUGAUAAUAAUAAUAAUAAUAAUAAUAGUAAUAAUAAUACUCGAGGGAGCGAAACCGGGAGCUUUGACCACGACUGGAUGAAUUUACAUCGACACCAGACUAGAUCCAACUAUCACAGGCAUCAGCAUAAUUCAACAGCUAAACUGGCACCCAGUCAUAAUCAUCAUCAGCAUAAUGCCUCGAUUGAUCGAAACAGUCCAUCAUCAUCAUCGGUGUAUCAUUUACGUGAAUAUGAUAAUAAUAUUAAUAAUAAUAAUAAUAAUAAUGGUAAAACGGUGGUAUCUGGAUCAGAAAAGUUUACUGCAGUUGCCGUAGCCGAGUAUUCUGGUACCAGGGCCGUAGCUUACGCCGGAUAUAACAAUAACAAUCAGGAUCAAUAUGCACUCCACACAACUACUCCGGUUCCUUCCUACACCAGACAUCAUUCUGGGCGACGAGUAUGCACGAGGACUCCAAGUGUCAAUCAUCACUACUCUAGUCGACAAAUAAGAUUUAUUUACACUCAAGUAUCAGCAGCGUCGAGUUUUAUUUGCUGUCCUGGAUGGUCGCAAGUCACACGAACAAGCUACGGAUGUAAUAGACCCACCUGCGUCGCACCAUGUCACAACGGAGGAGUCUGUGGUCCUCACGGUAAAUGUAACUGCCCCAAAGGCUUCGCCGGCAGUCAAUGUCAAUUAGAUAUUGAUGAAUGUAUGACUGAAAAACCUUGCGCACAAAUUUGUAAAAAUUUACCUGGUAGUUACGAGUGUCAUUGCCGGUACGGCUUUCAGUUGCAACCAGAUGGACAAUCUUGCAAAAAAAAUGACAGCGAUGGUACAGCAUUCGAAGCACGAGAUUUAGAAAAUGACUACGGUAUUGUUACAAGCACCCGGAGACCAAUUACACCAAGUCCACGUGACACGGAGAACGAGGUGAAUGAUGGUGAUGCCAGUCGGGAUUACGAAGUUAUUCUCAAGAGACUUACCAAGUUAGAAAAGCAAUUUUCCAGAGGAAAACGAAGAGAAAGCGAGGCCGCGGAGCUUAAUGGCCGAGUUAAUCAAGCAGUCGAGGGCGUUGCGGAGUUAAGACUGGCCACCAAAAAUGUUUUACACUUUUUACGCGAAACUUUUGAACCCGUGAGACAGCAAGUUUACGAAAUGAAAAACAAAUUCGAGCUGGAGCGACGGAGAAUUGAUUAUAUUGUGCAACGUUUUACUCAAAUUGACCAUCAAUUAAAUCAACAUAAAAAUCAACGUAAUGAUAUUAAUGGAUAAUUAUAAUUUUAUUGCUUAUUAUUUAUCAAGUUAAUUAUUAUUUUAAUAAUAAAAUAUAAAAUAAUAUAAUGUAAAAAUAUAAUGUAACACGUAGAGACGAUAUACAACUGCCAAGUUUUAAUUUUA
Messenger RNA from Cotesia glomerata, 1562 nucleotides. RefSeq names its product myosin-G heavy chain (gene slow). Gene Ontology annotation, cellular component: cell surface; extracellular region. Lineage: Eukaryota; Metazoa; Arthropoda; Insecta; Hymenoptera; Braconidae. Gene Ontology annotation, biological process: anatomical structure development. Bases 48 to 1436 code for a protein of 462 amino acids. The record is from RefSeq and is a predicted model, not a curated record. Gene Ontology annotation, molecular function: signaling receptor binding; calcium ion binding. The transcript is spliced from 8 exons.